AUGGAAGUUGCGAAAUGUCUUGGAAUUCCUGCGCAUAAAGUCAUUGUCAAAGUAAAGCGAAUUGGUGGAGGAUUUGGUGGUAAAGAAAGCACAGCCGCGCUGUUUGGAGUGCCAGCUGCUAUCGCAGCGAUGAAACUGAGAAAGCCAGUACGUAUAACGAUGGAACGAUAUGAUGACAUGGCUAUAAGUGGAACACGGCAUCCGUUCAGAUUCAACUAUAAGGUCGCUCUAGAUUCUUCUGGAAAAUUCAGAGACUAUAAUGUGACUGCUUACGCCAACUGUGGUUUUUCCUACGAUUUAUCUAUGGGAGUUACACAGCGAGCAAUGGUGCAUAUCGAUAAUGUAUACAAAUUUCCUAAUGCAGAUAUUUGUGGGAAAAUGUGCAAGACAAAUUUGGCAUCAAACACUGCUUUCAGAGGUUUUGGUGGUCCACAAGGAAUGUUCUGCACAGAGACCAUAAUCAAACAUAUUUCCGAGAAGCUAAAUAUGGAUCCGGACAAGAUCCGUGAGAUGAACUUUUACAAAGAAGGCGAAUGCACACCUUUUGGAAUGCAUCUGCGGCAAAACAACAUUGCCCGAACUUGGUACGAAUGCAAAGAAAGCAGUAAUUAUGAGAGGAGAAAAGAGCUGGUUCGAGAAUUUAACAGGUCAGCUGUGAACUCCAAUAAAUGA
This is a messenger RNA of Cylicostephanus goldi, 672 nucleotides long. NCBI's taxonomy places the organism in Eukaryota, Metazoa, Nematoda, Chromadorea, Rhabditida, Strongylidae. The record is from the annotation of a GenBank genome assembly.